AUGAGGCCGAGCGGACGGGCGCUGCGCUCGCUGGCGUCGGCGUCGGCGUCGGCGUCGGUCUUCCGCGCCGUCGAGUCUGCGCCGCCGCUCGAGAUCUUCAGCGUGGUGGCGGGCUUCGCGCGCGACGCCCACCCCAGCAAGGUCGACCUCGGCAUCGGCGCUUAUCGCACCAAUGAGGGACAGCCUUGGGUGAUGCCCUGGGUGCAGCGAAUUGAGCAGCUUAUGGGUCAAGACAAGACAAGGAACCAUGAGUACUUGACAUUCCUGGGCUGUGACACUUUCAGCCAAGCAGCAACUGCCCUGUUGUUGGGACCUGAAAGUGAUGUUGUGAGGCAGGGAAAGGCCUUUGGCAUACAGAGCCUCGGGGGAACGGGAUGUGUACGUAUUGGAUCUGAAUUCUUAUCCAGAGUACUGAAUUACAAUACUGCCUACAUUCCUGCACAAACUUGGGAUAACCAUCACAGAGUUAUGUCUCGAAGUGGAUUCACACACUUGAAGGAGUACAGGUAUUGGCAUCCUCUGAAUAAGGCACUAGAUUUUGAGGGUCUAACUGAAGACUUGUCAUCUGCUCCUAAAUAUUCUGUGGUGGUGUUACAUCCAUGUGCCCACAAUCCUACCGGCUGUGAUCCAACACAAGAACAGUGGGAUAGGAUUGCUGACAUUAUUCAGGAAAGAAAACUCUUUCCAUUUUUUGACACAGCCUACCAAGGCCUGGCUUCAGGUGAUGUUGACCAAGAUGCAUGGGCUGUUCGUCAUUUUGUUAAAAGGGAACUUGAAUUAUUUUGUGCUCAAUCUUUCUCCAAGUCUUGUGGAUUGUAUGGUGAACGAAUUGGCAACUUAACAAUAGUUGUGCAUGAUCCAGAUCAGAUUGAGAAGAUGAGAUCACAGUUUCGUAUUAUUGUGAGAGCCCUGUACUGCAGUCCUCCAAGACAUGGCGCACAGAUUGUUUCCACAAUGCUUCAAGACACAAAUCUGCAGGAGGAAUGGCGAGCAUGCUUAAGGGAAAUGGCUGGCCGAAUCCGAGACAUGAGACACAGUCUGAGACAGAAACUUGAAGGAAUGAGAACACCAGGCACCUGGGAGCACAUAACUAAACAAGUGGGGAUGUUUUCAUUCACAGGUCUUACAGAACACCAAGUUCAGUACAUGAAGGAAAAGCACCACAUAUACAUGUUAAGCAGUGGAAGAGCCAACAUGUGUGGACUCAACAACAAAAAUCUGGAUUAUGUUGCAAGUGCUAUCCAUGAUACAGUGACACAGAUAAAAUAAAGAUAGAAAUUCUACACUCAUCCAAGAGUGAACUGUGUUGUUUUGAGUUACAGUGAUUGUUCCUUUUUAAUGUGAAUGGUGACCAGUCUGCCUGUUACAUGUGUAUUGCUCUCAAGUAAAUUUGUUAUGGGAACACGUUUAUUAAUAUAGCUGUGCUAUCAAAUCAAAAGGAAUAAAAGUAUUAAAUACUA
This is a messenger RNA of Schistocerca nitens (vagrant locust), 1460 nucleotides long. Its product is annotated as aspartate aminotransferase, cytoplasmic-like. The record is from RefSeq and is a predicted model, not a curated record. Gene Ontology annotation, cellular component: cytosol. Gene Ontology annotation, molecular function: L-aspartate:2-oxoglutarate transaminase activity; pyridoxal phosphate binding. NCBI's taxonomy places the organism in Eukaryota, Metazoa, Arthropoda, Insecta, Orthoptera, Acrididae. The transcript has 8 exons. Gene Ontology annotation, biological process: L-aspartate biosynthetic process. The coding region runs from base 1 to 1269 and encodes 422 amino acids.